GCUAUGUUUCCGAUUAAAUACAGGAUGUUCAGUUGUAACAAUAGUCUUCCAUGUAUGACAUAGCCAAACCACAACCCAAUCCAUGCACUGCUUUCGCGGUCACCGGUCAAGCACUCCACUUCAUAAGUUGGGCUUCCUUCAGGACUCGCACCAGGAUGCGAAUCUUAUCAUUUGUUUGCAUGGGAUUGGCCGUGCGUGGGUAAAAUCCCAGCCCCUGUCCGUUGCAUACACGGGAGGAGCUGCGGUCUCGAAUGUAGAACACGACUGGCUGGAGCUGGACUAAUGUAGGAAUGUCUCGGCCACGCUGCAUUACUGACACGGUAACAGUGACAGGAUCGAAAUCGAACUCCAUGCAUGUUGGGAUGUUACACGAGGCUUACGUCCUUUAUGGUGCUUGCCGAGGCACUGGCCUCGGCAGAAUCGAGCUCUCUCUUCCUGUGCACAUGUUUGGCCAGCUCGGACUGCGUCCGCAAUUGUUCAGAACACGGAUUAUGAGUCUGGCUGCUCCAAGGUUACGUUCUCGGGUAAUAGGAGGAUCCUGGCACGCAUGUCUUCUCGCUACAAUAAACAGCCGUAGCGUGUUCCUGGUUCCAGGUAACCCAAUGCAUGCAGCGUGCAGCGUGGAAGCGCAUGGUGAUUACGGAGUUGCACCCCGGUUGGUUGCAAAAUUUGCGCUAGAUAGGAAGGGCUUUGAUAUACAAGUGAUACCUAGUCGCCAUGCAGUACAUUCACUGGCACGGCUAAUAUAGACCAAUUGACGUUUAUAGGCCCGAGCUACAGAAGUUACUUCGCACACGUAAUGACUGGGCUUCUGUACUUCUGGUUCCAUGCGCUAGUGAC
Cantharellus anzutake is the source of this 840-nucleotide messenger RNA. RefSeq lists its product as uncharacterized. The annotation marks the transcript as partial. The transcript has a single exon. The record is from RefSeq and is a predicted model, not a curated record. Lineage: Eukaryota; Fungi; Basidiomycota; Agaricomycetes; Cantharellales; Hydnaceae.